GGCAGGAAGGGUUUUUAUUUCCACUACUGGGCCUUGUUUGACGGCCACGCAGGCAGUGGUGCUGCUGUCCUGGCAUCCAAGAGGCUCCAUCUGCACAUCUGCGAGCAGCUCCGGGACCUUGUGGACAUCCUGCAGGACCCCUCCCCACCUCCUAUCUGCCUCCCACACGACACGAGGGGCAGCCCCCCAAAGCUGAGUGGGCUGCCCCUCACAGAGGACAACGGGGAGGUCCCGAAUGAUGCUGUGCCACGGUUUCACCUGGAGAAGGCAGUCUCCCACGAGAGCCUGGUGAUUGGUGCCAUCGAGAACGCCUUUAAGCUCAUGGAUGACCAGAUCGAGCGGGAGCGGGCGUCCCAGCACCUGCCCGGGGGCUGCUGUGCCUUGGCUGCCAUCUACCUCAUGGGCAAGUUCUACGUGGCCAACGCCGGUGACAGCAGGGCCAUUAUCAUCCGUAACGGGGAAAUCAUUCCAAUGUCCAGGGAGUUUACUCCAGAGACAGAGAGGCAGAGGCUGCAGUUUUUAGACUUUUUAAGGCCUGAGCUGCUGGGGAAGGAGUUCACCCACCUCGAGUUCCCCCGCAGGAUCCAGCCCAAGGAGCUGGGGAAGAAGAUGCUCUACAGAGACCAAAGCAUGAGUGGCUGGGCUUACAAAAAGAUAGAAGAGGAUGACCUGAAGUUUCCACUUAUCUAUGGGGAAGGCAAAAAGGCUCGGGUGAUGGCCACGAUUGGGGUCACACGGGGCCUGGGAGACCACGACCUCAAGGUGUUCAGCUCCAACAUCCACAUCAAGCCUUUCCUGUCCUGCUCCCCGGAGGUCAGGGUUUACGACCUCACGCAGUACGAGCACUGUCCCGACGACGUUCUGGUCUUGGGCACUGACGGGCUCUGGGAUGUCACCAAUGACCAGGAGGUGGCUGGCGUGGUGAUGGAGGUGCUGACGAGCUAUGAGCCCAACGACCCGUGCAGGUACACCAUGGUGGCCCAGGAGCUGGUGGUGCGGUCCAGGGGCGUGCUGAAGGAGCGGGGCUGGCGGCUGGCCAACGACAAGCUGGGCUCUGGCGAUGACAUCUCUGUCUUUGUGAUCCCUCUGGGCGGCCCGGGCAACUACACGUGA
Messenger RNA from Merops nubicus (carmine bee-eater), 1113 nucleotides. RefSeq names its product protein phosphatase, Mg2+/Mn2+ dependent, 1J (gene PPM1J). The record is from RefSeq and is a predicted model, not a curated record. NCBI's taxonomy places the organism in Eukaryota, Metazoa, Chordata, Aves, Coraciiformes, Meropidae. Gene Ontology annotation, biological process: protein dephosphorylation. The annotation marks the transcript as partial. The transcript is spliced from 10 exons. Gene Ontology annotation, molecular function: protein serine/threonine phosphatase activity.